UCUGCUGGUCAGAUACCCCUGCUGGGAGCCACCCUCUCUCUGGGUCCUGGCUCCCUUCUAGUUUGUGUUUACCAGUAUCCAUGAAGCUCUUGUCCUCCUUCCUGUAGUUUCCCUUCUUUACUUCUGUUCAUGUCCUGCUCACCUUGCUUCACUAUGGGUAUGUUGACACAGUUUCUCUGACUCCUAAUGGGAGUUCUAUGAUGUCUUAUUGUGCUCCUCACCCAGGGUCACCUUCUGGUUUUGUCUCAAAAUGGCCCUGCUACGCUGGGCUAUCUGGCAGGGCACCUCUGCUUUGUAUCUCUCCCCUUUCACUGCUGUUGUUCAGUUUCUUUUUCCAGUUGGUGUUUGAUCUAAUUCUGUAUUCCUUCAUAUGAUGCUCAGGAUUCCAGGGUUGUCUGUAUCUGUUUCACUUUGUUUCUUGGGUCUUUGCUGUAGAGGGAUGGCACGGCGUGUCUGACUAGGCCACCAUCUUGAAUCUCCCAGAAUUUAUUUUACUUUUUGUUAAUUUAUGUUUUUAUUGCGUUACAAUCUGGAAGUAUAAUUUGAACACUUUAUGGUUUUUGUAAUUAUUGAGGCUUUUUCAUAAAUGAUUUCUCUACCAUUCCAUAAAUGAUUUGGAGAAAAAUUAGAAUAUUUCUGAAGAGCUCAAAGUUUGAUCUUUGAAAUCAAUCAUGGUGGUUUUAUUAUAUGUAUAUUCUUAUUUCUGUUUUGUAGUUACGGGUAAUAGUUGUAGUAGAGAGAAGGAUGGCAUGAGAGAUGCCAAUUUAAUUAGGAUCUAUAAUUGCUGUGUAAGUUGGUGGCACAAUGGAUAAAAGUGGUCAACUGCUAAUCUAAAGGUCAGUAGUUUGAAACCCCCAGUGGCUCUGUGGGAGAAAGCUUUGGUAGUCUGCUUCUGUAAAAAUUUACAGCCUUUGAAACCCUAUGUGGUCGUUAUGAGUCGGAAUCGACUAGAUGACAGCGGGGUUUUUUUUUUUCUUUUUUCCAAAGUAUGGUUCAGCCUACUUCGUUUUAAUUGGAAAGUUACCUCAGGGAUGGCCUCACAGCCAUGGAAUGUGGAGCCCGUUUUUUAACUUAUACAUAGAAUCUUUUGACUGAAAUCCUUUUGUGGUAGUAGCACAUUAUAUUUGUAAAGCGGUACUACCAACAUUGUUUUUCUUCUGUUCUUUCUGUCAUUGACUGGACCUAAUUUGUACUAGACUUUGAUCUGGAGUGUAAUAAGUAAGUAUAUGAAAUCUUGGCCCUCCAGUAUGGACAAGAGUUGAGGAAAGUGGAAAUAUUUAAGACAGAAUAAAAUUAUAUGUUUUGAGAUGAUAGAAAAUUUAAGGAAGUGUCCAAAUAUGUAGAUCCUUUAACUUUUCUGUUAGUGAUUAAUUACUUACUUUUGUGAACUUUGGACACUGUUUUACCUAGUUUACCCCCCAGAUUAUUUGGCUAAUAACAUGUUUUGGGGAAGUUUAAGUACAGAAGAUUGUGAAGAAACAAGGAAAAAAAAGUCUUAAUUCUCCCACAUAGAGGAUUCUUAAUCACUUUGGGGUCCAGUUUCCCUUUUGGAAUUGUGGGACAACUGUGGACCUUCUCCCCAGAAAAAGAUACAAACUUUAAAUACUGUACAUAAUUGCAGAGAGGUUCGUGGAAUCCUGAAGUCUUAUCUGUGUAUCCUUUGGGCCUAGACUAUAAGUUAAUAACACUGAUCUAAGGUAAUACUAUCAACAUUUUGACAUUUAUUUCUAAUUUUUUUUUAAUUGAAAUCAUAUAUUCAGUUUUGUGUGUGGCUUUUGCUGCUGUUUAAUAGUGUAUAUCAUAAGCAUUUCCUCAUCAUUGAAAACCGCUUAAAUUAAUGACAGCAUAAUAUGCAUCGUUUUCAAUUUAGAAAUAAUUUAUUGGGUUACUCGUAUAUUCCAGGUAUUGUGCUAAUUGGGGGGACACACAGAUACAGAGGUUAAUGGUCUCUGCUCUGCUCUUGAACUAAGGAUAUCUUUGGGAGGGAAGUAAAAUUGAUUUAUAUUAUUACCUCAAUAUUGGGUAUUUAGAUUUUUUUUCCAGUACUACAGGUAAUAAUUUAGUGAACACAUUUGUGUUUAGAUCUCUUAAUAUAUUUCUGUUACCUUGCUUUUAUAGAUUGCUAGAAGAAAAGUUAAUGGGUAAAAGGAUGUCAAUCUUUGAAAGGCUCUUAAGUUACAUAUUACCAAAUUACUUUCCAGAAAGGUGUAUCUGUUUAUCUUCCCAGCUGUGUAAUGUAUAAGUGCCUGUCUUUUUCAACCAUUGAAUUAAGUAUUACCAUUUAAAAAAAUCUUUAGUAUUUUGUUAGAUGGCAGGCAUUGAAAGGAGUGGGAAAGGUAUGUCAAAUAGAGAGAGCAGCAUGAGCAAAGAUGAGAUGCUGGCAGUCUUUUGGCUGUCUACCAGAGCUUCAGUGGAAAUCAGAGGGGAGGGGAAGCGUAAGGGAUGUGUUGCAGGACGCUGAAAAUGUCUGUUAUGGUCUACUCCUUAUACAGCUUAUGCUCUUCUUUAAGCCCAACCUUCACUGUAGCUCUUCAGGAUGGUGGCUGGCAGCAGUUUCUUAAAAUGACUUAAUGGAACAAGUCAUAGUCUCCACUGUGGCAGCUGGUUUGAAGGCUAUAGGGAUGUUCAUCAUCUCCCUUCACCACCACCAUUCUAGAUCUUGCUCACCCUUUGCCAACCUUCAGCAGGUUUAGAAUGACCCAUGCCUUAUUGGCCCAUGACUCCUGCAGUUGUCUGUAUCCUUGGAAUCUCAAGAGUUUCAGACUUCCUCCUUUCUGCUCUCAUAUAUAGCAGCAACUUAGCUACCAGGGCUAGUGAACCAUUAUAAUAACUCGCUCUUUUGCCUGCUGAUUUUCCAGUUGUCACGUCACAUUCAGGUUAAUGAUACCCUGCUAAAAAUGUUUACCCCUAGGAGUAAGGAUCUGUAAUCCUACCAGAGCCUAAAACUAGGAAAUAAGUUUUGUUGUUGUUUUUUAAUUUGGUUACUAGGAUCCCAGGAGCCAAUCCUGCUUCCACUUAUAUCUUUUUAUUGUAAAUGCAUUUAUCAGUGCAUUUACUGCAUCUCGGAGGCCAUUCUAAUGCGCUAUCAUGCUUAUUAUUUCUUGAUGAUAUAGUGUAUAACGAGAUCAGUGGUGUUCUCUGCAGAAAGAAUCCCUUGGUCUCAGGUGAUGUGAUCAUAAAUUAGACACUGUUGGAUAGUGUUGCUGGCUGAGCACUGAAGGCAGGAAAGGGCAAACUCAUUUGGAAUGGUUAUCAAUGCCAGUAGGGACAAAUUGCUGCCUCCUUCAGAGUGGAAGAGGUCCAAUGUAAUCAACUUGUCAUACAAAUGGCUGACUGGCCUCCUUGAGGAAUGGUAACAUAUAGGGGGCUCAGAGCUGGUGUUUGCUGGUGACAUGUUGGGAACUCAGCACCAGCAGUAACUAUGCUAUGUCAGUUUUGGUGAGAGGAAGGCCAUGCUGUUCAGCCUAUGCAUAGCCUUCAUCUCUGUCACUAUGGCUUCUUUAUCAGUGGGACUAUUGUGUGGUCACGAGGUGGUUUAAGACCAAGUCUGGAGCAUUUAUCUACCAGUUUCUACCCCCACAUUGGUCGAAGUUUGCCGGUAAGGGUACUAACUUCCUUGUUCUUCUGGGUUGCCUUACUUGUGCUUGCACUCCCUUUGCAGAAAAAUGGAGAGACUUAAGGAACUUUGAUGGGUGUCUUAGUCAUAUAGUGCUGCUGUAACAGAAAUACCACAAGUGGAUGGCUUUAACACAGAGAAGUUUAUUCUCUCACAGUGUGGUAGGCUAGAAGUCCAAAUUCAAGAUGUCAGCUACAGUGGAAGGCUUUCUUUCCCUGUCAGCUCUGGAGGAAGGUCUUUCUCAUCAAUCUUCUCUUGGACUAGGAGCUUCUCUGUGCAGGAACCCCAAGUCCAAAGGAUUCAUUCUGCUUCUGGUGCUGCUUUCUUGGUUCUAUGAGGUCCCUUGUCUCUCUGCUUGUUUCUGUCUUCUAUAUCUCAAAAAAGAUUGGCUCAAGACACAAUACAACCUUGUAGAUUGAGUCCUGCCUCACUGACAUAACUGCCACCUAUUCCACCUCAUUAACACCAUAGGGAAAAAAAAACACACCACAGAGGUAAGAUUUACAAUACAUAGGAAAACCACAUCAGGUGACAAAGUGGUGGACAGUCACACAAUACUCAAAAUCAUGGCCUAGCCAAAUUGAUACACGUGUUUUUGGGGGACACAAUUCAAUCCGUGAUAUCCUACGCUUUGGCCCCCCCAAAACUCAUGUCCUUGCCACAUGUAAGACAUAUUUACCCCAUCAUGUCAUAGCAAAAGUCUUAAAUCAACCCCAAGUCCGAAAUCCAAAACUUCUCCUUCAUCUGUGAAAUCUAGAAUACAAGUUACCUGCUUCCAAAGUACAGUGGUGGAACAGGCACAAGCUAGGUAUUUCCGUUACAAAUUGGAGAAAUUGGAGGGAAAGAAGGGAUAACAGGCACAAACAGGUCAGCAGAACACAUUACAUUAGCCCUCCAGUUUUGAAAAUAAUCCUUUGUUCUUUGAGAUCAUUUACACAAUGGCCCUGCCCUCCAAACUCUAGUAUUGGCCACACCGUCCAGAUUCUGAGUGGAGGCCCCUCAGCUCUGGGCUUCAGCUCUGCCUUCUAGGUCCUUUGGAACGGUGACUCUGUUCCCUCGGCUUUAGGUGCACCAUUUUCCUAGUCCACCUGAGUGGUGAUUCCACCCUUAGAAACACCAGAGGCCAUGGCUCCACCCUUUGAAAUCCCAGAGUUUGUGGCUGUACCCUUUGAGACUGAGACAGGUCGGCUUCCUGUGUUCCUUGUCUUCAGCUUCUGCUUCCUGGUUCCUUGGAUUCUUGGUCCCUUGGGCCACUCUGCCUGUAUCUGGGGCACGUGUUCGAAAGCUCUGUAGCUCCACCUGUAAGUGCCUGGAGGCACCCCACUCUACAAGUAAACUUCAGCCAGAAGGCACUCAGCUCUCUUGCUCUGUGGGUUGGCAAGCCUAGCUCUAUUGAUAAGUGCCCAAAGGCACCCCAGUCUGCCAGGAAGCCUCCUGCACAAAGGCACUCAGCUCACUCUGUGGGUUGGCUCCAGUGCUGCCCGGCACUGGUUUCCUGGUUCUACUGCUGCCAGUUCUCUGCUGCCACUGCCAGUUUUCUCCUGCUGCUGGUCCUUUGCUGCUGCUUCUCAGCAUCUGUGCCAUCUCUGGCGUUAAUGGUUCUCCUCACUUCCUUCUGAGUCCUCUAUCCAUUCACAGCUUCAAAACUACUUCCACAUUUUAGGUAUCUGUAAAAGCAGCACCCCACUCUCAGUACUAAAUUCUGUCUUAAUCAUCUAGUGCCGCUACUGGGAAUCAUGGCCUAGCCAAACUGAUACACAUAUAUUUGGGGGACACAAUUCAAUCCAUGACAGUGAGUUACUGUCAGCAUGAGAUGGGAUACCGUCAGUGUAAGUGGGAACUGCCCAUGGCAACUGUGUCUGAAUUCAUCACAGCAACCGGGCUGAGGGAAUAUGAUGCAAGGCUCCACUUGUUUCCACUAUAAACCAUGCAAAAGAUGGGAAACAGCCCUAAAAACCAUUAUUAGGAGAUUGGUUGAAUAAAUUGUAGUGUAUCCACAUAAUGACUAUUAUAUAGCUGUAAAAAGGAAUGAGUGCAUUCUCUGUAUAUACAAGGAAAGAACUCCAUAUAAAGUGAAAAAAGCCAGGUAUUGAAUAUUGUAUAUGGUGUGUACCCUUUUGUGUACAAAAGUGAGAAAGUAAAAAAUAUUCAUAUUUGCUUAUGAGUAAGUGUUUGAGGAAGGGAUGGCUAGGAAUGGGGGAUGGAAGAUAAGGUAGAAGGAGACCUUUCCCUUUAUACCUUUAUUUUGUUUUCUUUUAAUAUAUUACCUGUUUAUUUUUUUAAAACCACCCUGAUAAGAUAUUUGUUAUUGGAUUAAAGUUUUAUUUUCCAUAUUACUACGUAACCACUACUUACCUGUCAGUUUGUCACACUGUGGUGGCUUGCAUGUUGCUGUGAUGCUGAAAGCUAUGUCAACAGUAUUUCAAAUACCAACAGAGUCAGUCACCCAUGGUGAACAAGUUUCAGUGGCACUUCCAGACUAAGACAGACUAGGAAGAAGGACCUGGCUGUCUACUUCUGAAAAAAUUGGCCAGUGAAAACCUUACGAAUAGCAGCAAAACAUCAUCUGGUAUAGUGCCGGAAGAUGAGCCCCUCAGACUGAAAGGCGUUCAGAAUACAACUGGGGAAUAGCUAGCUGCCACCUCAAAGGAGAGCCGACCGUAACGAUGCGGAUGAAGUCAAGAUUUUGGAACCUUCAUUUGCUGAUGUGGCACCUCUCAAAGUGAGAAGAAACAGCUGCAGACAUCCAUUAAUAAUCGGAAUAUGGUAUGUACAAAGUAUGACUGUAGGAAAUUGGAAGUCAUCAAAAAUGAACAGGAACACAUAAAGAUCAAUAUUCUAGGCAUUAGUGAGCUGAAAUGGACUGGUAUUGGCUAUUUGGAACUAUGCCAAUAAUGACAAAUGGAAGAGGAACAGCUUCGCAUUACAUAGUCAAAAAGAACAUUAUGAAAUCUAUCCUGAAGUACAGUGCUGUCAGUGAUAGCAUAAUAUCCAUACACCUGCAAGAAGGACCAGUUAAUACAACUGUUACUCAAAUUUAUGCACCAACCACUAAGGCCAAAGAUGAAGAAAUUGAAGAUUUUUACUAACUUCUGCAGUCUGAAAUCAAUCAAACAUGCGAUCAGGAUGUGUUGAUAAUUAUUAGUGAUUGGAAUGUGAAAGUUGGCAACGAAGAAGGAUUGGUAGUUGGAAAACAUGGCCUUGGUGAUAGAAACAAUGCUGGAGAUUGCAUGACAGAAUUUAUAAUACCAACGACUUCUUCAUUACAAAUACCUUUUUUCUGCAAAAUUAAUGGUGACUGUACACGUGCAGUGACUAUACACAUGGACCUUGCUGGAUAGAAUUACACAGGAAUCAAAACGACUACAUCUGUGGAAAGAGACAAUGGAGAAGCUCAGUGUCAUCAGUCAGAACAAGGCCAGGGGCCGACUGCAGAACAGACCAUCAGUUGCUCAUAUGCAAGUUCAAGUUGGUGGUAAAGAGGUCGGAGGGAAACAAGGAGAGAGCCUGGUGUCACAGAAGCCAAGCUGUUUUAGUUAUCUAGUGUUGCUGCAACAGAAAUACCACAGUGGAUGGCUUUAACAAACAGAAGUUUAUUCUCUCACAGUUUAGGAGGCCAGAAGUCUGAAUUCAGGGUGCCAGCUCCUGGGGAAGGCUUUUUCUCUCUGUUGGUUCUCAGGGAAGGUCCUUGUCAUCAGUCUUCCCCUGAUCUAGGAACUUCUCAGUGCAGGGACCUCGGGUCCAAAGGAUGCACUCCACUCUCUGCACUUCUUUCUUGGUGUCAUGAGGUCCCACUUCUCUGUGAUUGAUUUUCUCUUUUAUAUCUCAAAAGAGAUUGACUCAAAAUACAAUCUGAUCUUGUCGAUUGUGCCCUGCCUCUUUACCAUAACUGCCUCUAAUCCUGCUUCACUAACGUCGUAGAGGCUAGGGUUUACAACAUAUAGGAUAAUUGCAUCAGAUCGCAAAAUGGAGGACAGUAACACAAUACUGGGAAUCAUAGCCUAGCCAAGUUGACGCACAUAUUUGGGGGACACAGUUCAACCCAUAAUCCAAGCAGAAGAUUGUAUUUCAGGACACAAGUAGUGAUCAACAGAUACUACUAAGCAAUAAGGUGUAAUAAGGUCUUUCUUUCCUCUUAAGAUAUUAGGGUCUACUACUAGUUAUUCCUUCUCUCUAAAUGACAUGUAUUCCUUGUUGUUCUCAUCUGUUCAAUUCCUGAACUUACAUAGUGAGUGUGUGUAUAAUGAGUUUGUUAGGUAAGGAAUAUUGUGUCUUCAGAAUUCAUUUUGUUCCUGAGUGUCAAAUUGUAAGUAGCACAAGUCUGGAUAAUGAUGGAUUUGUUAAAAACUGUAUCUGAAUCUCUUUACCUCUUGUGAGCCUCGAAUCCUAACCACUAGACUAAUGACCUCUUGUUUUGGGAUUGAAGGUUGAGUUAGAAUAGCCAGGGACUCUUCUGUCUGCUUUUCUGCAGGUUCGUUGAAACAGGUUGAUGUCCAUUUGACAAAACACUUGUUCCUUGACUUCACUGUUUUGGGAAGAGUUGUUUUUACUUCAUUUCCCCACUUGUAGACUUCGAUUCAGUGCUAAACCCACUCAAGUCUGAGCGCCCCCUCCACCCGAUUAAAUGCACCUGAACUUGUAGAGCUAAUUAAAGAUCUCCUUAUUGCUAGAGUGGAUACUUUUCUGUUAUUACCUAAACUUCUAGGCAGCUUUUGACACCGUUCACCACUUUAUCCUUCUUAGGAUGCUUUUUUUUUUUUGUAAAUAGUAUUUUAUUUUGUUUUAGAUGAAAGGUUACACAGCAAAUUAGGUUCCCAUUUAACAAUUAUACAGAUUGUUCCAUGACAUUGGUUACAGUUUUCACAGUGUAUCAGCAUUCUCAUUACUUCUAUUCUGUUUGUUUUGUGUCCAUUAAUCUAGCGUCCCUGUUACUCAUUACCUUUUCAUUUUUGCUGCAGGGUAAGUGUUGACCGUUUGGACUCGUAUAGUCAAUUGUUUAAGAGAGCACAUGACUCAUGGGUGAUACUGUUUAUUUUAUAAGCCAAUCUAUUAUUUGGCUGAAAGAUGACCUGCAAAAAUAGCUUCAAUUUCAAGUUCAAGGGUUAUUUUAGGGCAGUAGUCUUGGGAGCUCCUCUAGUCUCUGUUGGUCCGGUAGGUCUGACCUUCUUUAGGAAUUUGAGUUUUGUUGUGCAUUUUUCUCCCAUUCUGUCCAGGGACCUUCUGUUAUGUCCCUGGUCAGAACAGUUGGUAAUGAUAGUGUGCACCGCCUAGUUCUUCUGGUCUCAGGCUAGAUAAGAUAAGGCUGUGGUUCAUGUGGGCUGUUAGUCCUAUGGAAUACUUUCUUCUUUGAGUCUUUCGUUUCCUUCAUUAUCUUUUGUUCCAGAUGAGUAGAGACCAAUACACCUUCUCCUCACUUAUUGAUUAUCUCGUUACCUGACGUUUUGCAUUUACGACAAUAGUAAAAACAUCCACUGUUUUGGUUAUUAACGACAUAUGUCUGUCAGUAACAAACGCCGAGGUGCUGGCUUUGAUGGUUCAGGUUAUAUGUCAACUUGGCUGUGAUCUCAGUGGUUUGGCAGUUAUGUAAUGAUGUAAUUUGGCAUUGGUGUAAUGAUGUAGUCAUCCUGCAUUUUAUGGUCUAAUGUAGUCAUUCCCUAUUUUUGUGUAACACUGACUUCACAUAAAGACUUGGUCUUUGGAACAUAACCAUGUCGAUAAGUGAGAAGAGGGUGCAGUUGUAUCUUAGAUGGCUGUUCGCAGGCUUUUAAGACCCCAGCCACUAUUCACCAAACUAGGGUGUAGAACAAGUAUCUUUGUGAACUACGUUGUGCCAGUUAACUGAAUCGUCCCAUGAGACUGUGGUUCUAAGCCUUUUAACCCAGUAAACCAAUCCUGUGAGGUGUUUGGAUAUGUCUAGGAGGUCUCUGUAAUGGUGUGCCCUAUUGAUUUUGUCUUUUCUGAGGAACCAUAUUUUCCUGGUUUUCUUCUUACUGCUCUGGCCACUCCUUAGUUUGCUAGUUUUUUUUCUGACUUAAUUUAUCAGUAUAUUUCAGGGUUCUGUAGUAUAUGCCCUCAUCUCUUCUCACACUGCAUAUUUUCUGGGUGAUCUCAUUCACUACUGUGGCAUUAAUCUGUUGCCAUUGAGUCGAUUGCAGCUCAUUCAUAAUGACCCUAUAGGACAGAGAGUAAAACUGCCCCCAUAGGGUUUCCAAGGAGCAGCUGGUGGAUUCAAACUGCCAACCUUUUGGUUAGCAGCCUGAGUUCUUAACCACUACACCAGCAGGGCUCCUACUAUGGCAUUAAUUACCCUAAUUAAUGCUUUUGGACAGUAAAUAAGCCAGCCAACACUGAUAUAAAUCUAUAAAGACUACCAUAUUAUUAAGUUGGAUAUUUUGCAUAUGUAAAAGUUAUAUACAAAAUUCAAGACUAUACAUUGUGUAUCUCGAAUGAACUCAUAAAUGCAGCAGUAAUUGAAAUAGUGCUGUUAUUUAGGUUAGGCUCAAACUUGAGUCUUAUGGCUACCUAGAUUAUUCUUGAGUACUCAGAAAAUACAAUAUUAAAAAAAAAUUUAAUAGCCGAAUUGAGAAUCCACAAGCUAAAAGUAGAUGUUAAGCACGCAUUAAAAUCUAAUUUAUUUUGUACUUUAAUUGUGUGUAGUGUUGAUUUUAAUGCUUCCCAGCAGUUAUUCAUAUUGUCAUGAAGUACUUCCUAAAAAUUGUAUUUCUGUGAACAAUUCCAAUGGAAUGAGGUUUUGUUUGAUAAACACUGCCCUCGUGUGGUUAAAGUAAGCUAAUGUUUUACAAAUCUAUUGUAUAGUCUUUCCACUUACAUUAACUUGCGGUUGAAAGAACAGUUUAAUAACAGUAUUUUUACUGAGGAGUACAUGUGGCCAUUUUGCUUUUCUCUCCUCUCCCUCCUGUGUUUCUUUAGUAUGUCUGUGCACAUUUUUCUCAUUUUUCUCUAUGUAUAUAUUCUCACAUGACUCAAAAGAGCUAAAUGUAAAUGAAAAGGUGGAAAAUUUCUAUUAAACUAUGGAAGGAAGGAGAGCUACAUAUAGCAUAAAACACAUAGCAUAGAAGUGCUAAAAGAAAUAAAAGACUAAUCAGUUACAAUAUAUAACAUUAAUAAAAACCUCUAACAAAAACAGCAGUAAUGAAAAGAUGAAUAAAUUGGAAAGAGUGUUUGGUGUAAAUGUGAGAGUAAAAGCUUUAAUAUAUUUAAUAUAAAAAGUAGAGCCCAUACAAAUGGUAUAUAAGUAAGUGUGGACAAUGGUCAUGAAUAAGCAGUUCACAAAUGAAAAAAUACAGUUGUUAAAGCACAAAAAAUAUGAUCCAGAAUGGUGCUCUAUACAGUGAAAUCCAUAAUAUUUGUAACGGUACUUCAAACAAACAAACCAACCUCACUGGUCACUUUUGGAGCAUGCUAGAAAACCAGCUAAUUAUUCUGAGAACUGGUAAAUACAAGGACAGAAUCAGGCACUUACCUUGCAUUUUCUCUAUGAACUGUACCUCAGGUAACCAAAUAGUUCAUGGAGGAAAAUAUUUCUAUUGAAAAGAAUUUUAGCUUAGAAAUGAAGAAGGAGUGGUAAACUGUUGCCACUUUUCAACCCCUAAGUAAGAUGUCUGUAUAGUGAUCAUCAGUGGCUGAUCAGUGGCUGCUAAACAAUUAGGUGGAAAGUUGGUGACAAGCUUUAUAACAGAUGGGUCAAGAGGAUAGCAUCUGAACCCACCGAUUGUUCUUGGGCCUCUCCUGUUGUUUGCUGCCAUCAAGUCAGUUCCCAGUUCAUGGCAAUCUUAUAUACAAAGGGUUUGGACCAUUGUGAUCCAUAGGGUUUUCACUGGCUGAUUUUUGGAAGUAGAUUUCCAGGCCUUUUUUCCUGCUCUGUUUUAGUCUGGAAGCUCCACCGAACCCUGUUCAGCAUCAUAGCACCACACAUGCCUCCACUGACAAGGUGGCAGUGGCUGCGUCUGAGGUCUUAGAAAAAUACCCUAAUACACCCAUGAGUCAUAAAGAAAUUCUUCAAGUUAUCCAGAGAGAAGGACUAAAAGAAAUCAGUGGGACUUCCCCUCUUGCAUGCCUGAAUGCAAUGCUACACACAAACUCCCGAGGUGAAGAGGGUAUCUUCUAUAAGGUUCCAGGUAGAAUGGGAGUGUAUACAUUGAAGAAAGAUGUGCCGGAUGGGGUGAAAGAGCUAUCAGAAGGUUCAGAAGAAAGCAGUGAUGGUCAGUCAGAUUCCCAGAGUUCUGAGAACAGCAGCAGCAGCAGUGAUGGUGGCAGCAACAAGGAGGGAAAAAAGAGCAGGUGGAAAAGGAAAGUAUCGUCUAGACUGUCACAGCCGUCCUCCCCCCAGUCAGGCUGUCCAUCGCCCUCCAUUCCAGCAGGUAAAGUCAUUUCUCCGUCACAGAAGCACAGCAAGAAGGCCCUAAAGCAGGCGCUAAAGCAGCAACAGCAGAAGAAGCACCAGCAGCAGUGCAGGCCAAGCAUGUCCAUCUCCUCCAACCAACAUCUUUCUCUAAAAGCUGUCAAAGCAACGAGUGACUCGGUGCCUGCCAAGCCGGCAGUAUGGGAAGGAAAGCAGUCUGAUGGACAGUCAAGCAGCCCCCAGAACUCAAACUCCAGCUUUUGUUCCUCAGUUAAAGUGGAAAAUCCUUUGCUAGCCUUGGGGAAGAAGUCAUUCCAGAGGUCUGACAGGCUCCACACAAGACAAAUGAAAAGGACUAAAUGUGCUGAAAUCGACGUUGAGACACCAGACUCCAUUCUGGUUAACACAAAUCUGCGAGCAUUGAUCAACAAACACACCUUUUCAGUUCUACCUGGAGAUUGCCAGCAGCGACUGCUUCUGCUGCUUCCAGAAGUAGAUCGACAGGUUGGUCCAGAUGGUUUGAUGAAGUUAAACGGUUCAGCCCUUAACAAUGAAUUCUUCACUUCAGCAGCCCAAGGCUGGAAGGAAAGACUCUCAGAAGGUGAGUUUACACCUGAGAUGCAGGUGAGAAUUCGACAAGAGAUUGAAAAGGAGAAAAAAGUGGAGCUAUGGAAAGAACAAUUCUUUGAAAGCUACUAUGGUCAGAGUUCUGGUCUGAGCCUUGAGGAUUCAAAGAAAUUGAUAGCUUCAACCAGUGAUCCCAAAGUAAAGAAAAUCCCAGCUGAGCAACCAAAAUCCAUGCUUCCUUCAGAGGCCUCUCCUCUCAGAAUAGCCCCAGUAGUUCCCCAGUCAGAGUCUAAAGAAGAAGCAGUACAAAUGCCAUCACCAGUGACAAAAGAAGAGCGUGGGAGCCAAGAUAAGGUGCAGCCAAGCUUCUCCAAAUCCGCAGAGCCCCUACUUUCCUCAGCUACCAAUACAAAUGAACUUAGCAGCAUUCUUCCCAUCAAAUGCCGAAAGGAUGAGGAUAUCAUGGAACAGAAGCCAGUUGCCUCUGCUGAAUCUGAGAGAGAGAAUCAUCUCAACACAACUUCUAAUUGUAACAAAAGUGAAAGCCAAGAUGCUUUAGUUACAUCCCUAAGCAAAACCAAUAGUCCUGGGGUGGAAAAACCAAUAAUGAAGCCCAUAGUAGAAGCAGGUCCACAGGAGACCACUAUGAAAGAGCCUCUGUCAACUCUUGUUGAUCAGAGCCCAGAAGGCCUCAAGAGGAAAUCUUCUCUCACCCAAGAGGAGCCCCCUGUGAGCUGGGAGAAGAGGCCACGUGUUGCUGACAGUCGCCAGCACCAGCAGCCAUUUCAAGGCUCGCCACAGCCCUUUCUCAGCAGAGGGGACAGGGUCCAGGUGCGAAGAGUACCACCCCUCAAGAUCCCGGUCUCCAGAAUCUCCCUCAUGCCGUUUCCUACAUCGCAGGUCUCUCCCAGGGCUCGUUUUCCAGUCUCCGUCACUAGUCCUAACAGAACAGGAGCCAGAACCCUUGCAGACAUCAAAGCAAAAGCCCAACUGGUCAAAGCACAGAGGGCAGCUGCUGCAGCCGCAGCUGCAGCCGCUGCAGCCGCCUCAGUUGGAGGGACCAUUCCAGGACCUGGCCCAGGGGGUGGACAAGGACCAGGAGAGGGCGGUGAAAGGAAAACUGCUAGGGGAGGGAGUCCAGGCUCAGACAGAGUCAGUGAAACUAGAAAGGGCCCCACACUGGAACUGGCAGGAACUGGAAGCAGGGGAGGUACGAGAGAGCUUUUACCCUGUGGUCCAGAGACUCAGCCCCAAUCUGAGACCAAGAACCCAGGCCAGGCACAGCCUCAUAGUGUCUCUGGAGCACAACUACAGCAAACCUCCUCAGUGUCUCCCACAUCUGCCGUCAGUGGAGCAUGCACAAGUGUCCCGUCACCAGCCCGUAUUAACCCACCCCCACCAGCUUUAGAGAAGUUGAAUAAUGAAAAACUGAACCCCACCAGGACAACACCCACAGUGACCUCCCUCAGCCACCUGCAGGGGUCCACUAAUUGCAGGCAGGAGAAAGCACCUUCUACUCCAAAAGGCCCUGCUCUAAUCUCAGGUGCCUCACCUGUUCAUUUUGCAAUUGAUGGCACAGUUGAGCCCAAAGCAGGUUCUAGUAAGAAUACACCAAACCCUUCAGCCUCAGCAGAGACAAAAGCUAGUGCUCCAGUGGAUAUGACUCCUCCUUUGCCAUCUUUACUGACAGCAGCCACUGUAGAAAAGUUUCCUUUACCCCAGGUCAGUGUAACUAUAGCGCCUACUGGAUCAGCUCCAUCCUUGAGCACUUUGCCAGCAGUUUCUAGCCUUAAAACCCCAGGAACUUCUUCAAAUAUGAAUGGACCCAUUUCAAGACCAAGCUCUAGUAUCCCUGCUAAUAAUCCUUUGGUCACCCAGCUGCUCCAGGGCAAAGAUGUUCCCAUGGAGCAAAUCCUUCCUAAACCUUUCACCAAAGUUGAAAUGAAAACUGUUCCCCUGAGUCAAGAAGAAAAGGAGAUAGGCGCACCCACAGGUACCAACAUAACAGAAGGUAGCACAAGAGAAGAAAUCAAUGAACGGCAGUCCCACCCAGCUAUACAGCAGCUGGGUAAAAUGUUGCAAAGUAAGCAGCUACCCCAGGUUCCAAGGACCCUUCAGCUCUUUUCAGCUAAGGAUCUGAGGGACUCUAGCAUUGACACACGCUCAUACCAAGAAGGACUGAGUAAGGCUACCCAAGAUCAGAUCCUUCAGACUCUCAUCAAAAGGGUUCAGAGGCAGAAUGUUCUCCCAGCCCUGCAGCCCAACCAGUUCAACUUUGCUCACUCAGGUUUCCAAUUAGAAGACAUCUCCACAAGCCAGAGGUUCAUGCUGGGUUUUGCUGGCAGAAGGACAUCCAAGCCUGCAAUGUCAGGCCACUACUUACUUAACAUUUCCACCUAUGGCAGGGUUUCUGAGAGCUUUAGGAGGACCCAUUCAGUAAACCCUGAAGACCGUUUUUGCCUAAGUAGCCCCAGUGAGGCCUUGAAAAUGGGAUAUGCAGACUGUAAAAAAGCAACAGGAGAUAGUAGCAGCGGCAAAGAAGACGAUACUGACGAGGAGAGUACUGGUGAUGAGCAGGAAUCUCUCGCCGUGAAAAAGGAGCCUCAGGCUUCCCAGAGUUCUGACAAGUGUGAAACAAGUUCAGGACUCCACAGUAGGGACGCCCUAUCCAGCAGUGACUGCUUAGCUAACAGGAAUGUGAAGGCAGAGACAGUAGUGAAUGAGCAAACCACUUUAAGCAAGGAGAAUUACCUAUUCACUAGAGGCCAGACAUUCGAUGAAAAGAUCCUAGCCAGAGAUUUUAUUCAGGCAGCACAGAAGCAAAUGGCUCAUGCAGUGAGAGGUAAGAUGAUGUGUAGCAGCCCUGAGCUUUUCAGUUCUGCUGCUCUUCCUGUACCUGCAGACAGCCCCACCCGAAAGCCUCUACUCCUUCCACCACUGCAAACCCCAAAGCUGUACGGAAGCCCCACACAGAUAGGGCCAAGCUACAGAGGCAUGAUCAACGUCUCCACCUCAUCUGACAUGGACCAUAGCUCUGCUGUGCCGGGUAUGCCUGACUGUAGCCAGGUAUCUAGCAACGUAGGUGAUGUCAUGUCCUUUUCAGUGACCGUCACUACCAUCCCUGCUAGCCAAGCUAUGAAUCCCAGCAGCCAUGGCCAAACCAUUCCUGUUCAGGCCUUUCCCGAAGAGAACAGCAUAGAGGACACGCCUUCGAAAUGUUACUGCCGAUUGAAAGCCAUGAUCAUGUGCAAAGGGUGUGGCGCUUUUUGCCAUGAUGAUUGCAUUGGCCCCUCUAAACUGUGUGUCUCCUGCCUUGUCGUUCGGUAAUGACACUAGAAAGAACACGCUGUAAAGGAGGGGGAAGGGAAGAGUUGAUGAAAUGUGUUUUUUGCAUCCUUUUGGAAUCACAGAAAUAAAUAGGUUUCAGUUGUCUUCAGAGACAAAUGUUGCUGAAUCAGGAAUACAGAGUACAGAUCUUUCACAUUUUAGAGGAAGAGCACCUUGUCUAGUAAGUCUAAGUCAAGCAAGACUUUGUGAAAUUUGUGACAAGUUUGCACUUACAAAAUCAUGUAAAUAUGUCACAUUUUGUUUUAACAUUGUUUUUCCAAGUGUUUAGGUAAUAAUGUGUUACUUUGAAUUCAGAUUUAUGUUCUGCUUGAUGCGACUCUCAGAAAGGUUUCAUGCAAUAUAUGGUGACGGAGAGCCGUCUCCCUUCUGACCUUUUCUAAGAGGCUAGGAAAAGGAAGGAGUGAAGGAAUGGUCUAAGGAAAUGAGCAUCCACGCUGAUUAGGUAUGUCUUGACAGUCUGGCUGCAGGUUAUAAAUAGAUGAUUCAGACUUGGCAAGGUGUGGAUUCAGGGUUUACUCAGUCCCUUUACUUUAGGUGGAACCUCCUUAAGUUCAAAUUAUAUAAGGCAUCGGUUUCACAGGUAGUGUUUCAGACUUUGAAAGCUCUGACCUGGUUCUUGGUUUCCAUAAACCAGUGCUAUCGCCAAGCACUCCGCUUGCAAUCUGUGAAUCCCUGCUGUUUCCUAAUCCCGCUCCCACACCCUGAGACAGCAAGUGUGGUCUUUGCAGGCUGUGCCUCUCUGGCCCGUUGUGCUUCUGUAGCCUGUGCAGGACAACACUUCAGCAGUACUGCCCAAGCACUUAGUCAUUCAUAAAUCCUAGUCUGAAGCUUACGGAAAAGUGUUAGCGAUGGCAUGAUUUGAGCUGUGGGCUUUUUUGGGCAAAGGGAGUGAAGGUGCAGAGACUGUUAAGGUGAACGUAAAGAACUUUGGAAGCAAUUUUAACACUAGAAGCAAGGUAGCCCGUCUGUCUUCUUCUCUCCCAACCAGUUACCUAAUGUUCUAUAGUCACUGCUGUUGCAGAUAGAAAAUCUCGCUAAUGCCACAUUUGCCCGUUCUGUUAAACCUGUUUUGACCUCCCAGGCACCCGUGGAGGACAGAGUAAUCUUAUUAGAUAUUGCUUUAAAACACACACACGGUGAAAGUCAGGAAUUUUUCCUGUUUUAGAAAACGUGUCCCUUGUUUUAGAUUUCUGCUGUCUGCACUGGAAAUUUUUAAUCUAAAGGGGCUUCAGUGAAUGGCUAAGGACAUAUCUAGAGAAGAAGAAGAAAUUAGGCCCAAAGUUUCAUUGUUUGUUUUUUCAUCUUUUGCUUCCGUUUUUGUUGUUGUGCUUUUUGUUUUUUUUAAUCUUGUUUCUAGUGAUGGAAAAUUUUUUGAGUACAUAAUAUUUAGGUCACAGUUAAAGAACAUUAAAAUAAUAAAUCUGCAGUUACCAGAAUUCGAUUUUAAAUGGGGAUCGGCAGUUUGCAUCAUUUGCGUAUUGAUUUCAAGUCUCCUAAUUUCAAGCGUAUAAAGUAAAAUUAUUAGUGCAACCUAGUACAGUUGCAUUUGUACUUAAUAUCCAAGAUGUGAUAUUUAUAAAAUACAGACCAGUUUAAACUUGUAAAUUAAGUCACAUUCCCGAUAGGAGAGAGUAGGCAGUAAUUCUUGUUUUGCUCCCCUUUUGGAGCCUGCAAUGGGCCUGGAGCUUUCUGCCACCACCACUGCCCGCUUUGCACACUCUUAAUGCUUUCCCACAGCCCCUGCUCGAAACCUCAUAAGAAACUCUACUUUUCAUUUUUCUUUUCUGGCAUUUUUUUUUUUUUAAUGACUCAAGGCAAAUAUAGGAUUAAUAUCUGUGUUCCAGUUUCAGCCAAGAUAAUACGAUGCCUUUCCAUCUUUUGCUUUUCUUCAGCACUCACAUAGCUAAAGAGAUAUGAAGGCUGCAAUGAUCCAGGGAUAAAGGAGUAAGUUCUUGAGCCAAGAACCAUUAGGAAACAAACACCAUGGCUCUGCUGCCAAACUUUGAGUGCACUGGAUAGUCCAAGGGGAGUUUAAAAAGACCUUUUGAUGGGUGAAACUCCUCCCCAUGGCCGGCCUCUUCACUUAUCACUUCAGUGGCAGGGCUGAGGGCUGGUGUGCACGUGGAGGUGGUUGAGUGUUUCAGAACUAAGCCCAAGCUAAAUAGCAAAUUACCAAUUUGGAUUGAUGAAAGUGACCUUUCUGCUUUGCUCCUUUCCUGUCAUAGAAAGGCUUUCUUCCAUGGCUCCCUUAAUCUGAGGAUGGACAGAUUGUAGCUAGGAAAGGAGAAAAGGUGUCAGGGAUUUCUGAGACCAUUUGAAGAGCAAACCAUAUUGUGCCUCUUCGUCUUGACCCAGGCUAACAUAGAUAGGUCCUAAGUGUUAGUAUUCACCAGAUUCUCUUUGUAAAUAAUACUCAGCUAAUAAAAUAUUUUCAUCUAGGAACACCCCCGAGACAGAAAUUUCCAUAGGUACACUGCCUCAGUCUUAACCAAAUGAGAGAACAGUUCGAUUCCCAUAGAUUGUUGUAAAUUGGAUUACAGUGGUUUCAAGUAGAAAGUCACUCAUGAGUUAAACAGAAAAAUCGUAGUCUGGCCCUUUUGAAAAAUGAAGUAGGAACAAAAAAAUCUUUAAGUAACUUAUUAGAGUAUGGUACUCUAAUACCUUUAAAGCAGUGUUUAUCUUAGGUUUUCAGAGUUCAAUCUGAAAUGUUUUAUAGUAAGUGCUAAGCUUAUUCUUACGGUAUUGAGUUAAGUUGCACUACUUCAGUGACCAGUCGGGCAGUGUGCCUGAUGCAGACGCCUCCAGCGUACCCUUCUCUAGCCUUCAGAGACCCUCCAUUGCAGGUCACCUGGGGGAGAUAGCAUUAACAAUAUAUCAUCUCAGUCUUAUUUAGCAAUGGUCUAAGUUGUCUAGUAGAGAAGGCUCCCUGAAUCUUAACGCAUUUUUGAUUAAUUAAAAUUCUCCAUCCUAUUUAAUGAGAAAAUAAAGCCAAAUAAACAGAUAACCAGGAGCUGUUAGCCCUACUUGUAUUGCUUAACUCUUUUACUCAAAUUACUGAAGCUGUCUGUGGCAUCCAUGUGACAUUUUUUAAGUAUAAGAGCUGGCCAACAGGAAAUUUAUCUUGAGGGGUGGUGGGAAGCAUAGUUACAUGGGCUGGGCUGGCACACAGAGAUAGAUUUCUAAGACUUAAACAUCAGAUUUGAAUAAAUAGCCAAAGGAAGACCCCAUUGCCUUCCAGGUGAAGGUGUAAAUUCAUACAUACUAGUCACCUGACAGUAACCAUCUCAGUUGCUUUUUAUUGCCUUUUCCAUCUCAGAGACCCUUAAAGAACUCUUUGGUGAAAUUAUUUGUUAUAAUGAAGAGGGUCUUCUCUCAUUAUUACAGCGGUAUUUAUUGCUAGUACCCACCGUCAGUGAGUAGUGCCAGGGUUGUUUUCUCUGUGACCUAGAGGUUUCAUGUUGCAGCAAGGAGGGAAGAGUCUCCCCACUGUGUAACCACAAAGUACUAAGGAAAACACUUGGUCCGAGGGUAGUUUUCAGCUCAACAUAUAGAAUAGUCCAAAGAGACUUUGGGAAACAUGAUGGUAGGCAGGGGCCUUUCCUACCAUGUUUCAGUACCUAUAUGCCUGUUGAUAGAGAACAAUAGGUAAGAUAUUUCCUAAAGUUGAAGUAAUAGCUUCAGAGAUUCUUGGUUAUUUUAUUUUUUUUAAUGCUUUACAUUUGAUACAACUAUUAAAGAUCAAUUUUAAAAAUAGCUUUCCAGUAAUAUAUUUUGAGUAAUAUAUAUUUUAAUAUCUAUGUAAAAAGUGACAGUGGAAGACUCUGAAUUUCUCUUAUAUGGUAUGUUAACUGUAGAACCUCACUGUUAAGGCACAAAUUCUUUCCAAGGAGGUUACUCUAAAGUCACUCAGAUUAUUUCCGGAAAAUGCAAUAAGAGGGAUAGUUUUGGGGUUUAUUUUUUAUUUUAAAGGAAAUUGACGUGUUUACCACAAGCUAUUUUUUUCCCUUCUGGCUACAAGGUUUGUACAGACUGGUUUGGUAAAUGCUAAGCUUUUGUGUCUUUUGCCUUUUAAAAGGAAUUGUUAACAUUGGAAUUGAGGGUAUGUACAGAGAAGUUGGUGUCAACACCAUUUAAAAAGUCAUAUUUUUUCACAAAUAAUAUAGAAAAAAUCAUUUUACAUAAGAAUUUUAAGUAUUUGCAAUAAAUAUAUGUAUAUAGAUUGUAUGUAUUCAUAUAUUCUUAUUUUUCAUUUUAUUAUUAAGUAAAAGAUAAUUAAAAGUGACAAUAAAAACCUUGGAGUUUUUGGUGACUUUUGAGAUCUAACAUAUAUCUGAGAGUGGUAUGGGUAAGGGCCCUCAGUUGUUGCCUUAUACUACUUUCAGAAGGUUACCGCAGAUUGUAUGGGGGGAAAAAAGUAAAAUGAGGCAUUUGGUGAUAAACAAAUCAAGGUAGUGUAUUUCUUUCAGAGCCCUAGUAAAAAUAUUAAGUCUCUUAGUCUGUUUGUCUCCUUGUUUCAUCUAUUCUGUCUCUUAACUGCUUAAUCCUUGGGUUCCUGGAAAAGUGAAAAAACCAGGUGCAGCCUCUUUUUUAAUGUGGCUAUUUUUUUUUAUUGUUUGCUUCCAAAACAAAGAAUGGUAAGGAAGUAUCGGGUGGGGGGGAAUAGGUUUUCCUUUCUCCACAGUGGUCAGUAAUUCAUCAGCAAACAUUCACUGCCACCACCUUCCAAGCCCCUAGGAGUGUGUAAAGAAAUAACCACAGAGAAUAUUAGAAGACUUUUUUCUGUUGCCAAUGCUUCUCUGAGAAGUGGUAUUAUGGCCAGUUUCCUCUUCUUUCUGACUGAUCUGGAGAGGUAAAAGAGCCGGGAAAACCAUGUACAAGUAACAUCUGUGGCUUGCUUAAAUUCUCUUUCAGCAUUACACUUAAAUUUUGAACUUCCUAGUGUCAUUUAUAAAAAUGGCAGCUGAGUCAAAUGUUAGGAAGGGACAGUAGUCUCAGUCCAUACCUAGAGAUAACCUGGAAUCCAGCUGUCCAAGAGAACUCAUUUUGUGGUUGUAAACACUUGAUUUUGGAGUAUGAUUGAGGGAGAAGAGAUGAUACCUAGAUAGUCUUCGGAAAUUAAAGCAUAUAACCCAUUCUUUAAAAAUAAAUAAUGUAUAGAUUUAUUCAUGACCUGAAAGAAAAGCUGAGAAGGUCAGAUUCUCAGGAAUGUAUCCGAGUGACCCAUGAAACUGAGUUUGUAUUGUAGUUUCCUAGUUCUCCCCAUAAUUGUUCAGCUGUAGUUAUUUUUACUGAUAAAAAUAACAUUUUGGAAAUUAAUAAGGACUCAUUGUAUGCUUUUUUUUUUUU
Molecule: messenger RNA, 21239 nt
Organism: Loxodonta africana (African savanna elephant)
Lineage: Eukaryota; Metazoa; Chordata; Mammalia; Proboscidea; Elephantidae
Gene: ASXL2
Product: ASXL transcriptional regulator 2
Exons: 12
Coding region: 11616-15872 (1418 amino acids)
Biological process (GO): positive regulation of transcription by RNA polymerase II; animal organ morphogenesis
Cellular component (GO): PR-DUB complex
Molecular function (GO): peroxisome proliferator activated receptor binding; chromatin binding; DNA binding
Source: RefSeq, a predicted model, not a curated record